Molecule: messenger RNA, 2948 nt
Organism: Cucurbita moschata (crookneck pumpkin)
Lineage: Eukaryota; Viridiplantae; Streptophyta; Magnoliopsida; Cucurbitales; Cucurbitaceae
Product: protein IQ-DOMAIN 32-like
Exons: 6
Coding region: 225-2552 (775 amino acids)
Molecular function (GO): protein binding
Source: RefSeq, a predicted model, not a curated record
GGAGCAGUGGCCUUUCUUCCUCGGCUUCCUCACUCUCGUUCUUCUGCAAUACGACUUCCGCGGACUUCAAAAGGCUGAAUUUUGUCGAAUUGGAGUGGCUUUUGAGUUCCGGAUUCCUCUUUCUUCCUGCUCCCGAUGCUAGUUUAGCGCGGCGUUGGAGGUUCUGUUUUUUGGUGUCCUAGAUCCGUGAGAGAAUCGGGGAAAGCUUGGUAGUGUGAGAAUCUAUGGGGAAGUCUACUUCGUGCUUUAAGAUUAUCGCCUGCGGUGGCGAUUCUAGGGAGAAAGAUGAUAAUCAUAUUUCUGAGAGUAAGCGUUUGAAUGACAAGCAAGGGUGGAGUUUUCGAAAGAGAUCAAGCCGGCAACGAGUGUUAAGUAACACUGUGAUAGCUGAGAUCUCUUCUCCUGGAAAUAGAGAGAGCUUCAAUAACUUCCAGCAACCAACCAAUGGUUGUACAUUAGAAAAAGAUGCUGGUUUGCAGUGCGCAACCGAGAAACCUCAAUUACCGAGUACUGAAAAUCUUAAGGAAUCUGAAGCUGUUGAUGUCAUUCAAAAGGAGAGUAAAGUUGAAAUUGAGCUGGAGGAACGCAGCGCUAUUAUCAUCCAGAGUGUUAUUAGAGGGCUGUUGGCCCGAAGAAAGCUUCUGAUGCUGAAGAAUGUGGUUAAGUUGCAAGCUGCUAUCCGUGGGCACUUGGUUAGGAAACAUGCCAUUGAAACUCUUCGUUGUAUUCAGGCUAUUAUCAAAAUGCAAGCUCUUGUGCGUGCCCGUUGUGCCCGUUUGUCAGUUGAACGAUCGCAUACAAAGGAUAGCCAUAGUUAUAAGACCUUGGAGAAGGAAAAGUUGAGGAAAUCAAGUGGGACUUACGUUUCAAUUGAGAAACUACUUAGCAAUAGCUUCGCUCGGCAGCUGCUUGAGUCUACACCGACCACGAGACCUAUCAACGUUAGUUACUAUUGUUCUAAAUCUGAGACUACUUGGAAAUGGUUGGAGAGAUGGACAUCUAUCUCAUCAGUCGAUGUUCUGGAGUUAAAGGAAGCAGAGUUCAUGACAGGAGAACAAGGAAAAGAGAAGGAAGAAAACGUUCAUGCGUCUGAAGCCAGUGCUGAGAUUGACUCUAAUGUUCUUUGCAAGUCAGCUGAUUCAAGAUCCAGCAAUGAGGAAUCAGUAGUGCAUUCUGAAAGUGAAGAUAACUUGAUUACUUAUGAUAUGGACAAUACAGAGUUUCAGCCAUGUCAGGUUACCUCUUCCAUGUUGGAGAAGACAUGGUUUGAGGACGCAGGUGUCUCAAAUGUGAAAGAAACCUUGAUGGAGGCAAAUUCUCUCCCAGAUCAGAGGAUGCGAUUGGUGGCAGAUUCUCAGUUACAGUAUAACCCUCAUAAAGAGGAUCUUGGAACCGAAUUCCAGCAAAACAAAACAUCGACUGGGACGUUUUCCUCAGAUCAACUAGAGCUGAAGGAGAAAAAGACUAUCUUUGGUUCAAGAAGGGCAAGUAAUCCAGCAUUCAUUGCUGCCCAAUCCAAAUUUCAGGAGUUGAGUUCUAUGGAAACUUCAGGUAGAUCAAUCAGUUCAUCAUAUCAAGAAGAGGCCGAGUCUUGCAUUGUUGCUAUCUCAUCUGCAUCAGCUACUGCUCUAAAGACAGAUGAGGUGUCCACUACAGAGGACUUCAUCACAAAUGGACCCAGGACUAUUCGAGCUGGUGGCUCCGAAUGUGGAACCGAGCUUUCUAUUACCUCUACUCUUGAUUCACCUGAUUUAUCUGAAGCUUGCGCCUUUGAAUAUGAGCGUGAAACCAAUGUAACAGAGAUAUGUGUCCAUGAUCAGAGCAGCAAUAAGAGCACAGAAAUUGACGUGGGUAGUGCUCCCUCCAGUCAAGUGUCAAACUUAUUUCAACCUGUUUUGGGGUCUCCAGAAAAGCCUGGUGUUGUCGAAUCCAUCGAUAAAAUAACUGUGGACUCUGCUAAAAAUGAAGUUAAGCCAGACGUAAAUGCAUCAGUUCUGCAGGGAGAACAGGAUAUUGAAACAGGCAAUUGUAGGCUAUCCCCAUCAGCCUCUCCAAGAAGCCAUAUUACUAUUCUGGAAUCCCAAGGAACACCUUCUAGUCAGGUCUCUACAAAAUCUAAUAAGAGAAAAACAGAUAUGAGCAGAAGCAAUCCGAAGCGCAAGUCCCUCACUGCUGGUAAGAAAUCACCCUCGAAACUUCAUCGCAACGUUGACUCGCCCAAUAACUCGGAACCUUUUCCUAAAGAUAAGAUUGAAAAGAGGCGCAAUUCCUUUAGUUCAGCAAGACCUGAUCAUGUUGAAGAAGAGUCAAGAGAAAGCAGUUCCAAUCAAUCUCUCCCUCAUUUCAUGCGAGCUACGGAAUCUGCUAGAGCCAAGGUGCAGUUAAAUAAUUCUCCAAGAUCCAGUCCAGAUGUUCAAGAUGAAGAAAUCUACAUCAAGAAGAGGCAUUCCUUUCCAGUUGCCAAUGGAAGGCAGGGGUCACCACGAAUCCAAAGAACAACGUCUCAAGCACAAAAGAGCGGAAAGGGAAAUGAGAGGAAGUGGCAAAGAUAGAUCAUCGGGGCUGCUUUGUGGUCAACAUUUUUUGAAGUAGUCACAACCUCAGCAACCGACAACAUGAUGACUGCAUUAAAUCUGAAUGGUGGAAUUUGGUUCUUGUUAGCGACCAACAUUGUUUUGUUCCUUAACUCCGAAGCUGCGCUGCCCCAAGUAAUGUCACCAUGGUAUUAUUCUCAUAUAGAGUUGGUGAGCAUUUGGGGUAUGCGUGGACUUAGGUAAGCUGAAAAAGGGUCUACAAACACCAACAUUUUACAGAAUAUAUGAUUCAUGUUCCUUAAGUUACUGCAAUUUGUAAUGUUUGUUGUAGAAGUUUGUGUACAUUGUGACUGAUGAUCCAUCGAUGUUCAUCACUAUUGUUAUAUUCUUAUAUAGAAGCUGUUAUUAUCCUUA